Molecule: messenger RNA, 596 nt
Organism: Spirodela intermedia
Lineage: Eukaryota; Viridiplantae; Streptophyta; Magnoliopsida; Alismatales; Araceae
Source: the annotation of a GenBank genome assembly
AUGGGCGAGUUAAGCUCCAUUCAAGGCCUCCUCCUCGAGGGUGCUCCAGACGUGGUUGCUUCCCCCGGCAUGAUACGAAAGAGCGUCUCCUCGUCUCCGGCGCCGGCCGCCGGAGAGGGUCCCUGCGGCGCGCCACGGGGGACCGGCAUCGGGAGAAGGUGCCUCCUGUCCUUCCUCUUCGCGUCAACGCCUGUCCUUUCCGACGCCGGCGACUCGCAGAGAGCCCUCCUCCAAAGUACAGUAAUCAUUCCUCCCUUCUUUCCUACUUCCCCCCGCCCCUGGUGAAGCUUCGGCGGUUUGAGUGCUUCUCUCCUCUUGCCCCGUCAGAAUACUUGGAGAAGUCCAAGGCGAACAAGGCCAAGAACGACAAAGAGGUAAGGAAGGGCGUCUUCAUCCUCUUCCCCUACCUCCACUUCUUCUCCGAGUUUUUUACACCGGUUGCCGAUGGCUGGUUUUUCCAGAGACUGGACAGCUACUAUCGGCGAAACUACAAGGACUACUUCGAGCUGGUGGAAGGAUCUAACCAGGGGAAGAAGGAUGAGCUCCUGACCGAGUCGGAGAAGGAGAUCCGCCGGUGGCUGGAGAAGAACAGGUGA